Messenger RNA from Setaria italica (foxtail millet), 870 nucleotides. RefSeq names its product auxin-responsive protein SAUR41. Lineage: Eukaryota; Viridiplantae; Streptophyta; Magnoliopsida; Poales; Poaceae. The coding region runs from base 124 to 537 and encodes 137 amino acids. The transcript has a single exon. The record is from RefSeq and is a predicted model, not a curated record. Gene Ontology annotation, biological process: response to auxin.
UUCGUCUCUAGAUUAGAUUCAUUCACAUUCUCUAUAUAUAUCCCUGUCUCUCACGACCUCAUUCUUGGCUACCAAUAUUUGCUCGUAACUGCCACACACACGCCUCCUUGCCUUGACGUGUCCAUGGUUGAGAAGAAGCUGACCGCGGCCAUGGAGAAAGGGAGGAGGCCGGGGCUGAUCACGAAGACGCUGGACCGGUGCCGGAGCGCGCGGAGGAGCAAGCCGCAGCCGGCGCCGGCGGUGGGCUGCUUCACGGUGUGCGUCGGCGCGGGGCGGCAGCGGUUCGUGGUCCGCACGGAGUGCGUCAACCACCGCCUGUUCCGGGCGCUGCUGGAGGAGGCCGAGGAGGCAUUCGGGUACGCGGCCGCCGGCCCGCUCGCGCUGCCCUGCGACGCCGACGCCUUCGUGCGGGUGCUGGAGCAGAUCGAGGAGGAGGCCGCCGCCGGCGAGGUGGUGCCGAGGUGUGGCCUCGCCAGGGGCCACUCCGCGUACAGGCUGCUCGCCGCCGGCCGGCCGCUCCUCGUCGGCCGGUCCUAGCCUUGGGCGGCCACGGCGACUGGUGCUCCGGUCUUCCCGGGUCUCGUGUCGACGUGUCUUGUGUACUGAGUACUGAUGAUAUCAUAGUGCGCAAAUAGCAAAUCAUGUAGAUGCCGACCACCCAUCAAAAGUGGUUCGUGCGUCGUAAUAGUUGAUGGUGUUGAUGAGUUCUUGAGCUCGAGUUUUUGUUCUUAUUGUGAGCCGGACAAGAAAUGGUCAUGUGCUUCAUCAAUCUAGAUGUGUUGAUGCCAUGAUGUUUGUUGCCCUCACCUCACAUGAUGUAAUGGCAGUAUUCCCUUUUUCUUUAGGAAUCAAGAAUAUAUAGAACUUAAA